GUGUGCGAGUGUGUGUACCGGAGUGUGUGCGCACACGCCUUCGGGGGCCGGAGUGACACUGCAGUGGGCUUCUCCCUGGCCCCGGCCUUCCGGCUGCUUAGAGUCCAACCGGCCCGCUUGGCUUUUGGGAAGCAGCUUGGCUCUCAUCUUCCCAAGCCUUCCUCUCCAUCCUUUCGUCCACCCCUUGCCGAUCUUACUUUUCCUUUUACCCACGGGACCGCGGCCCGCCACCCUCCAACCGUUGCAAACACCCAAGCUGUCCCCGGUACUCUCUCAAGCUGCUAUUUUCCCACCUGUCUUUCUCUGGGAUUCCUCCCGGGGCCAGUCCAAGGCUCCCUCAUCUUUGGGAAUUGUUUUAUCCGACCGUUGUACCGAGCAGUGUAAAGCUUGAGGACUUUAUUAUUAUUUUGAUUCUUUUCAUUUCCUCCCCUUCUGGGCAACGGAGCAAUGAAAUUUCCAAUCGAGACGCCAAGAAAACAGGUGAACUGGGAUCCUAAAGUGGCCGUCCCCGCAGCAGCGCCAGCCUGCCAGCCCAAGAGCGCCACUAACGCCGCCAACACCACUAACGGGCACCCUGCGGCUCCACGCCUGUCCAUUUCCUCCCGAGCCACGGUGGUAGCCAGAAUGGAAGGCGCCUCCCAGGGGGGCCUGCAGACCGUCAUGAAGUGGAAGACAGUGGUUGCCAUCUUUGUGGUCGUGGUGGUCUACCUCGUCACCGGCGGUCUCGUCUUCCGGGCAUUAGAGCAGCCCUUUGAGAGCAGCCAGAAGAAUACCAUCGCCUUGGAGAAGGCAGAAUUCCUGCGGGAUCAUGUCUGUGUGAGUCCCCAGGAGCUGGAGACCUUGAUCCAGCAUGCCCUUGAUGCUGACAAUGCGGGAGUCAGUCCGAUAGGAAACUCUUCCAACAACAGCAGUCACUGGGACCUUGGCAGUGCCUUUUUCUUUGCUGGAACCGUCAUCACCACCAUAGGGUAUGGGAAUAUUGCUCCAAGCACUGAAGGAGGCAAAAUCUUUUGUAUUUUAUAUGCCAUCUUUGGAAUUCCACUCUUUGGUUUCUUAUUGGCUGGAAUUGGAGACCAACUUGGAACCAUCUUUGGGAAAAGCAUUGCAAGAGUGGAGAAAGUCUUUCGAAAGAAGCAAGUGAGUCAGACCAAGAUCCGGGUCAUCUCAACCAUCCUGUUCAUCUUGGCCGGCUGCAUUGUGUUUGUGACGAUCCCCGCUGUCAUUUUUAAAUACAUCGAGGGAUGGACAGCCUUGGAGUCCAUUUACUUUGUGGUGGUCACUCUGACCACGGUGGGCUUUGGUGAUUUUGUAGCAGGGGGAAACGCUGGCAUCAAUUACCGGGAGUGGUAUAAGCCCCUCGUGUGGUUUUGGAUCCUUGUUGGCCUUGCCUACUUUGCUGCUGUCCUCAGUAUGAUCGGAGAUUGGCUACGGGUUCUAUCCAAAAAGACAAAAGAAGAGGUUGGCGAGAUCAAGGCCCACGCGGCCGAGUGGAAGGCCAACGUGACCGCCGAGUUCCGGGAGACACGGCGACGGCUCAGCGUGGAGAUCCACGACAAGCUGCAGCGGGCGGCCACCAUCCGCAGCAUGGAGCGGCGGCGGCUGGGCCUGGACCAGAGGGCCCACUCGCUGGACAUGCUGUCCCCGGAGAAGCGCUCUGUCUUCGCCGCCCUGGACACGGGCCGCUUCAAGGCCUCGUCCCAGGAGAGCAUCAACAACCGGCCCAACAACCUGCGCCUUAAGGGGUCGGAGCAGCUGAACAAACACGGGCAAGGCGCCUCCGAGGACAACAUUAUCAACAAGCUGGGGUCCACCUCCAGACUCACCAAGAGGAAAAACAAGGACCUCAGAAAGGCCUUGCCCGAGGACGUCCAGAAAAUCUACAAGACCUUCCGGAAUUACUCCCUGGAUGAAGAGAAGAAAGAGGAAGAGACAGAAAAGAUGUGUAACUCGGACAACUCCAGCACAGCCGUGCUGACUGACUGUAUCCAGCAGCAGGCGGAGCUGGAGAACGGAAUGGUACCCACGGACACCAAAGACGGGGAGCUGGAGAAUGAAAACAACUCAUUACUUGAAGACAGAAACUAAAUGUGAAGGACUUUGGACUCAGAUUGAGCGUUGGUUUUUUGUUUUUGUUUUUUGUAUUCACACUGAGACACGUGCCUUAAACAGACUUCUUGUUAGUCCAAAAUUACAUAGCAUUGGAGAAUAUAUUUCACUGUGCCAUAAACAACUGAAAGCUUGCUCUGCCAAAAGGAAUCAAAGGACAAGAACUUUGUGUCAGAUAGCAACCGCGGGACACAUGGGGAGUGUUCAUACACAUAGCAGGUUACAGCUGUGCAUGUUAGGGGUGUUUUAGUGGCAGUGCUGUGGCACCACUGUGCAGCAGCACCCUGGCAUGACACGUAGACAAGGGCAGCUAUUCCGUAGACCAGCCUCCUGAAGGGAACAGGUGUGUCUUUUAGAAUUUUGUGCACAUGCAGAAGGGGACCUGAUUGGGGGGUGAACUGGUAACUAUAACUAGGGUUAGAGUUGACUGUUUGGCAUGUGCUCUGAGCUUGAAUUUUGAUACAAACCAUUCAGUGCAUAAUGCUCCAAAUGAUGCCUGUGGGACCGGAGAGCACCUGGAAUUUGUUGGAAGCAGAUCAGAGCACAUGUAUUAAAAGGUGCAAUUGCUUUUCUCAU
Otolemur garnettii (small-eared galago) is the source of this 2682-nucleotide messenger RNA. RefSeq names its product potassium two pore domain channel subfamily K member 10 (gene KCNK10). Gene Ontology annotation, biological process: stabilization of membrane potential; potassium ion transmembrane transport. Bases 448 to 2085 code for a protein of 545 amino acids. The record is from RefSeq and is a predicted model, not a curated record. The transcript is spliced from 7 exons. Gene Ontology annotation, molecular function: potassium ion leak channel activity. Gene Ontology annotation, cellular component: membrane. Lineage: Eukaryota; Metazoa; Chordata; Mammalia; Primates; Galagidae.